GUGUACUAAUAGCACCAUGGCCUUAUCGCUCAUCAGAUCUGUUACCAUAGAAACAGACCAAACACAGCGGGAACAAUGGCAUUCCUGGCAUCACCCUUCGAAGACAAAAGACUUGUUUGCACAGAAAAUGGUAUCCCAAUCCUUGGUGAUGCAAAUAAAAGCACAAUCAUCUAUCUUGCGGUUUCUCGCUGCAGGGGCAGUUAUAUCUUUGGUAACAAUCACAGCCCUUGUUUUCGGCCUCAGACGAUCCAGCACCGGGUACAACGUCAUCAAAACCGAUCCGUCCCAACAGAAGGGCGCCUUUUCGCACACGUAUUGUUCAUCGUCGUCUGCUGGAUCAACCGGGUCACAAUGGAGCAACGGAAGUUGGGAGUUCGUUGUUGAGCGUGACGGAGAUAACUACGGGCUCUCCGAGGAGCAGUGCCGGACUGCAUUCCCGAAAUUGUUUGUCGAGAUUGAGAAGUCUGUAUUUGCGAGAAGAGAGAAGCCGAUUAGCUAUAAAGAGCUGGAUGAAGUGCGUGUGGACGAAGGAAUGGUGAGGGCAUUUGUCCAUCAUGGCGAGCUAUACAUUGUUGACUUCCAGAAAAUGCCCGCGACAUAUUCAAGGGCUAGAGCGACAUUGAAUUCCCUCCACAGAGCACUUACGUCGUUCCCGGACCGGUCGAGUCUCCCUAGCAUCGAGUUUGUCUUCACCACGGAGGACUUUGCUGGCGAUCAACAGGGACCGAUCUGGGCCUACUCAAAACGAGACCAGGAUGAGCAUAUUUGGAUGAUGCCAGAUUUUGGCUACUGGUCCUGGCCUGAGGUAAAGAUUGGCCCCUACAAAGACAUCCGCCGCCGGAUAGCCGCCGUCGACGAUGGCAGCUCGUUUAACGACAAAAAGAAACAGCUCGUCUGGCGUGGCAGCCUAGCGACGAACCCAGAACUACGAAGCAAGUUUCUUAAAUCCACCUUGGGUCGAAGUUGGACCUCUGUCCGCGUCAUAGACUGGGACGACGAAAACGAUUUACGCUUCAACCUGCUCCCCAUGGAGGAACAUUGCCGCUACAUGUUUCUCGCGCAUACGGAAGGCCGCAGCUUUUCUGGCCGCGGCAAGUAUCUAUUCAACUGCCGAAGCGUCGUGAUUUCGCAUACGCUCGUCUGGCGCGAGGUGCACCACGCUGCUCUCAUUUCCUCCGGUCCGGAUGCGAACUACGUUGAAGUCCAGCGGGACUUUUCUGAUCUCGAACGGAAAAUCGAAUAUCUCAUUGACCACCCAGAGACAGCAGAAAGGAUCGCGAACAAUGCCAUCCGCACGUUUCGGGACCGGUAUCUGACUCCGGCUGCGGAGUCAUGUUACUGGCGCCAAUUGAUCAGAGGAUAUGCUUCUGUUUGUGCAUUCGAGCCGUCUAUCUAUACGCAGCAACGUGGCAGUGGACAAAGUAUACCGAGAGGCGUCCCUUUUGAGACAUGGGUUCUUCAGAACUAGGCGUUCUUUCCUCGGUUUUCUCUUUCUUUUAUGUGACAUGUAUAGUGGACUUACCUUUACGACCUGGAGUUUUGGGAUUGGUUUUGGAUAUUUGGCAUUACAUGAGUUUUAGUGGGUUGUGCAGACAUUUUCUAUAUGUUUAGUUUAUGAAUUAUAUAUACCAUAUAUAUGAAUAUCAUUACCUCUCGGCUAAAAAGUCUCCAAGAAGUUUCCUCAAUUCCAUCUCACCGUCUCUGUUGCAAUACCGACUCGGACUUGUCAAAAAAAAAAAAAAAAAAAAAAAAGGCACGCGUACUUAUUCUGUAGGAGUAUCGAAACUCAACACCAUACUUGCUAUUUUGUUCCUACCUUGAAAGCAGACCGCUAAACAUACCUCGAUCGAAUCCGGACGAACUACAAGAGAUGAAAGACGCUAAGGAAAACCUGCUCUCCAGGCGCCAGGGGUCUCUACAGGCUUUAUAAAACCAAGAGAGGUGUGAAGAUGGUAGUUUCAUCUAGGUUUCUUCUAUUAU
Molecule: messenger RNA, 1980 nt
Organism: Monascus purpureus
Lineage: Eukaryota; Fungi; Ascomycota; Eurotiomycetes; Eurotiales; Aspergillaceae
Source: the annotation of a GenBank genome assembly